Messenger RNA from Rhineura floridana, 522 nucleotides. It is a transcript of the gene ATP5IF1, whose product is annotated as ATP synthase inhibitory factor subunit 1. The transcript is spliced from 3 exons. Gene Ontology annotation, molecular function: ATPase inhibitor activity. Lineage: Eukaryota; Metazoa; Chordata; Lepidosauria; Squamata; Rhineuridae. Bases 64 to 411 code for a protein of 115 amino acids. Gene Ontology annotation, cellular component: mitochondrion. Gene Ontology annotation, biological process: negative regulation of ATP-dependent activity. The record is from RefSeq and is a predicted model, not a curated record.
GCAGUAAGGCGUGUCCGGUCGGGUUCGGCCAGAUUUCACACCCCUGCCAAGGGCAGACUCGGGAUGGCUGCUGUGGGUUCUGUUUUGAGGUGCGGCUUUCGGGGAGCCCUGGCAUUACCCAACCAACAGCGGGCCUGGAGCUCGGGCGCCGAUCAGCUGGGUGAGCUGGGCAAAGGCGCUGGGAAGGGCGGUGGUGGAGGCGGUACCAUCCGUGAGGCUGGUGGCGCCUUUGGAAAACGGGAAGCAGCCGCGGAAGAGCGUUACUUCAAGGAGAAAGAGAGAGAACAGUUGGCAGAACUGAGAAAACAUCAUGAAGAUGAAAUACAUCAUCAAAAGAAAGAGAUAGAGCGCCUGCAGAAGGAAAUUGAACGCCAUAAGUACAAGAUCAAGAAGCUUAGUGAGGAUGAUUAAAUAGUUUGUGUUACUGGUGAGAGAUGUGCCUGGCAUUACUUUGAAAAAAGUGUCUGCCGACAUCCAAGAUAUCUUGCUGUUAUCUCAGUGUGAAAUAAAUCAUUCACUCUU